AUGAAAAAAUAUAUAUUAGAAGAAUUAUUAACAGAAUAUGAACAAAAUAAUGAAAUUAAUAAUAAUAAUGAAGAUGAAGCUUAUCAACAAUAUUCAUGGGAAUUAGAUGUUGAUAAAUCAUGGGAACAAUUAAUAGAGAAAGAUGGUAUAUUACAAUUUAUAAAACCACAAACUAAAAUUUAUCAAGAAUUUGAUAUUGAUUAUAAUACUAAUUUAAAACAACAUAAUGUUGAUAUUAUUUAUAAACGUGGAAUUAUUAGGUUCGUUACGGUGUUCUGGAGUAUAAUGAUAUUAUUUGAUAUGAGUGAACAAAUGCAUGAAAUGGAUUUUAAACCUGAUCGUCUUUAUUGUGCUUUUAAUUCUCUUAAAGAAUUUAUGAAUGUAUUAUAUGGAAGUGGACCUAUAACACAAGUUGGUAUAAUAGUAAUGAGGAAUAAGAUUUGUAAUGUGAUUACACAAUUUGGUACUAAUCCUGAUGAACAAAUGGAAUUACUUUCUAAUAUACUUAAAGAUGGUCCUGAAGGUUCUUCGUCAUUACAAAACGGUCUUGAAAUGUGUUUGAAGAUAAUGUGUGAAUUACCAUAUUAUAUGACAAGAGAAAUAUUAAUAAUAUUUGGUUCAAAUAAAACACUUGAUCCAGGAAAUAUUUUAAUUACACUUGAUAAACUUAAACAAAAUUUUAUUACUGUUAAUUGUAUUUCAUUAUCACCUGAAUUAUAUAUUUUAAAGGGAUGUGGUAUAUUUAUGGUAUCACCACCAGAUAUAUCAAGAGCAUUUCAUCAUCUAAUACCACCCAAAUCAUUUCAUAAAAUUGAGAGAAAUAUAAAUUGUAGUGGAUGUAAUUUAAAUAUUGAAAUUGGUUAUGAAUGUCAAAAUUGUCAAGGAAUAUUUUGUGAAUAUUGUGAUAAAUAUAUACAUCAAGAUCUACAUCAAUGUCCAAUCUGUUUAUUUCAACAUUAA
Molecule: messenger RNA, 960 nt
Organism: Theileria annulata
Lineage: Eukaryota; Apicomplexa; Aconoidasida; Piroplasmida; Theileriidae
Exons: 7
Coding region: 1-960 (319 amino acids)
Biological process (GO): nucleotide-excision repair; regulation of transcription by RNA polymerase II
Cellular component (GO): transcription factor TFIIH holo complex
Molecular function (GO): zinc ion binding
Source: RefSeq, a predicted model, not a curated record